CAGACAUUUUCAGAGGCAGCUAAACGGUGCGGGACGCACUUGUGAUGUGAGGGACCGUCACCCCGUCUCAUCUCAUCUUACGGUUCUGUUCAUUUUUCCCCCUUUUUCUUUAAUCAUUUAUCAUCCGGAGUGACGUCAGUUUAAAACAAGACUGUCAUUAUUCGCACGUGUAGAUGUUUCCCUGAGAGGCGGACCUGGUGCUGCUGGGAGCACUGGCCACAUCUAAUCCAUUUCUGCUGCUUUGGAUCAAAUAUCAGGGAGGAUGUUCCCCAUCAACAAGUCUCUUGACUUCUUCACGCAGUGACGGUCGAUGGCUGCGGAAUGGAGAUAGCCUUGGUGAGCUUUGAGAACGGUGGCGCCAAAGGAAGCGGAGGAGGCGGCGGAGGAAACAAUGCCGAGGAGAGCUGCCGGAACGCGCUGGAUGUCCCUCACUCGGGCUUCGUUCAAACUGGACUCGGGGAGGACUACGGAAAAGAGCUGAACACCCGGGGCAGUCCUCGUCAGAAUCAGCAGCAGAGCUCCUGGAAGAUCAACGACAUGAACAACACUUUCAGCUGCAGCGAGAACGCGAUGGAUGCGCUUUUACGCGCGGACCACAGUCCGCACCUGUUUGACGAUGACCUGCUGGACAUGGACAUGGACACGGAGAGCAACGAGAGGGUCCUCAUCAACAUUGCAGGGUUGAGGUAUGAGACCCAGCUGGGCACUCUGAACCAGUUUCCCGACACUUUGUUGGGAGACCCCGCAAAGAGGAUAAAAUACUUUGACCCGCUGCGGAACGAGUACUUCUUUGACCGCAACAGACCCAGUUUUGACGGGAUUUUGUACUUCUAUCAGUCAGGAGGGAAAAUCCGCAGACCUGUCAAUGUGUCAAUUGAUGUAUUCGCAGAUGAGAUUAGGUUUUACCAGCUGGGGGAGGAGGCCAUGGAGCGGUUCCGAGAGGAUGAGGGCUUUAUUAAAGAGGAGGAGAAGCCGCUGCCCCAGAAUGAAUUCCAGAAGCAGGUUUGGCUCAUAUUUGAGUACCCGGAGAGUUCAAGUCCAGCAAGGGGCAUCGCCAUCGUGUCAGUGAUCGUCAUCACCAUAUCCAUCAUCACCUUCUGCCUGGAGACGCUGCCAGAGUUCAGGGAUGAGCGGGAGCUGCCGGUGACCAGCCGGCUGGACAACAGCACUGCUCCCCGACCCUCCCUCACCUUUACGGACCCCUUCUUCAUCAUCGAGACCACAUGUGUCAUCUGGUUCACUUUCGAACUCUUUGUGCGCUUCUUCGCCUGCCCCAGCAAGUCGGAGUUCUCCAAGACCAUCAUGAACAUCAUCGACAUCAUGUCCAUCAUGCCUUACUUCAUCACCGUGGGCACGGAGCUGGCCGAGCAGCAGGGUCAGGAGCACCAGAACGGACAGCAGGCCAUGUCGCUGGCUAUCCUGCGAGUCAUCCGUUUGGUCCGCGUCUUCCGAAUCUUCAAACUCUCCAGGCACUCCAAGGGCCUGCAGAUCCUGGGUCAGACCCUGAAGGCCAGCAUGAGAGAGCUUGGAUUGCUCAUCUUCUUCCUCUUCAUCGGAGUCAUCCUCUUCUCCAGUGCGGUCUACUUUGCAGAAGCGGAUGAACCAGAGUCGCACUUCUCCAGCAUCCCCGAUGCCUUCUGGUGGGCGGUGGUCACCAUGACAACCGUGGGCUACGGUGACAUGAGGCCAGUGACAGUAGGAGGGAAGAUCGUGGGCUCUCUGUGUGCCAUCGCUGGUGUGCUGACCAUUGCGCUGCCAGUGCCGGUCAUCGUGUCCAACUUCAACUACUUCUACCACCGAGAGACGGACCAGGACCAGUCCUCUCUGAAAGAUGAGCCCAACGGCGACAAAGACAGUCCAGAACUGAAGCGCAAAGGCAGCAAAACAUCCAACAAAUCCCAGGAUGUGGAGAACAAUGAUGCGUCAGUGGAGAAGAAUAUCAAAGCCAACAGCAGCAUGGACCUGAAAAGAUCCCUUUACGCAUUCUGCUUGGACACACGGGAAACUGACCUGUAGCUCCUUUAGAGCCCGGAACUGUCCAAUAAGCCCCCCCCCCAUUAAUGCACUCUUAAGUCUUUGCACAAGCAGAGGAUCAACAGAUUGCAAUCCUGAAAAGUUAAAAGAGGGUUGAUUUAUAAAAAGCACAUGUUAAUCCUCCUCAUUCGCUGAGUAGAAGAAGAAGAAGAAGCACACUGGCCCUUUAAGGGAGGGAAUACCUUCAAAAGUACAUUAAAGUCGUGGCUGAAUUACUGAGGAAUAUAGGACACACGGUCUGUGGUCCAGAUGAUCAAGCAGGACUUGGAAUAAUUACUUGACAAGGAUUAACUGCAGCUGCAGACUCUUGUACAUACAAUUCACUCCACCAUCAGUAGAAGAAAAGCCAAAUUUACUUUUCCCUAGGUUUUGUCGUUAUGUUUACGCUGAAGAUUUGCAUCUGCAGCCAUGUACAUAUGUUUCCUACAGGCCUAUUUAUCAUCAUCAUGGUGUGAGUAUUGCUGUAUUUGGAGAGAAGAAAAACUAUUUUUGAGACGCAGGCACCUGUUUCCUCCACUCAGGUUCUGGCCAAGGAGCAAGCGUUUCCCUUUUCUUAUCAACUGUUGAGCUCCUCACAGAGGACCUGGAGAUUUUUAGAUAUUGAACAACAGCCUUGGUAUUUAGACUAAAAAGUAUUUUUUAAAGGACAUCAUAUGGAAGUACUCUAUUCAAGGAAGAAAGCCAAGAACGUGGACAGCGCAGAGACCAUCUGGAGUGAGCCAACAUGUCAAUAACCAGAGAGUUGACGCCCUGCCCUCCGACGAUCAGGAGAGUGGAUCCCACGCAGGACUCCCUUCCACUGGAAAUCACAUCUGCUGCAGCAUCAUCCGCCCUUUCUUUUCUUUUCUUUUCUUUUUAACUCUGUGCCUUCAACCAAAAAUAACCAGAAGCAGUCAAGUUGGUUUUGCUUUUUAUGUUUUAUUUGUUUCUUUUUUUUUCCUUUCUUUAGAGCAGGACUCAGAGGAUUUAUCUUCCUGAUGUAGGAGGGCCUGGGAUCUGCUGCUGAUCUCUGGACUCAAAAGAUGAAAAAAAUAUUACAAUUACCUAAUCAGGAAAUGCAAGUUUUGCUCAUUUUAUUGUGAUGACUUAUCAUUAUUUUCUACAACGACCGUGUCAGUGAUUUACUUCAUAUUGGAAUAAAUCCCUAGCUGUGCAAUAUCAGUCGAUAUUUAUGUGAAGUUGUCAUGUGGAUGUAGACUUUUGAUGAACUUUUGGUUUAUUUUUGUAAUGACGUUUUUUCCUGAUUUAUAUUUUUCUAAAAUGAUGAACAAAUGGGGGUUUUCGAGGAGAAAAAAAAGAACUUCAGAAAGGAGGAUAAAGCAUUUGGUUGAUGUUGAGUUUCCCUCCUGCCCUGAGCUGGGCCAAAGCCAUAGCUGAUCUCAGAUCAUUCCACCGCUCUGGACUGCGAGACGCAUUCAGGGUGGCAGAUUUCAGAGCUGAAGUAACUGUGUGUCAGCUCAUCGAUGCUGUUUUGGUUUGUACUGUUUGUUCAGGGGCUUCAGUCUAAAGGUGUUUGAUUAAUCUUGAACCUUCGUGUGGCCUGCUCUUCUACUUCCUCCUACAUAUCAAUCAAGAAUACUAGAAGUGGCAUGAAUAGCUGUGUGUGAACGAGCGUGUGCGUUCCACUGCGUGGAAAUACUGUGAAUUCUCAACUUAAAUCGCAGAUUGAAUAAAUAAAGACGACAAUUUGUUUCUUUUUUUUUUCUACAUAAAUGAUAUAUAGAGUUGCUUUAUUUAUUGGCCUACCCACAUCUUGGGUGCCAACCAACCAUUUUAGCUUGCGCUGGUUUAAAAUCCCAAAUUUGGGUUGCCUUGUCACAAAAUACAACCGAUCGCUUGUUAUGCUACGGACACAACAGUAUACUAAAAGCACUUUUAAAGCUAUCUAAUUCUUUGAUCUAAAUCUUGAUCCUUCAAAAAGACGUUUGUGAAUUAGCUCUACCGCCAGUUUACACAACAUCCAGCACAUUUUCAGAUGUUGAUUCAAACGGCCCAGCUAUUUAUUGACAGGUAAAUUGUGGUGGACGUGCUAACUACUAAGUCAUCGGUGGCUGCUAUCUGUUGUAUUAGACUGAAUUCUCAUAAACAAUAAGCGGACAAACACUAUAUAAGAUAAAAUAAAAGACACGCUUUCAUACUGAUGCUGGGAGGUAUGUAGGCAUCUCUCAUGUUAUUCAGAACGAUAGCCAUUACACUCGGGAUUGCUGUAGUAGCAAGCCGUAAAAUGCUAUUUUUCUUCAAGACUCAUUUAGUUUGGAAGCACAUAGUGUGUAUGUUCCACCAGUCCAAGGGUCGUGAAAUACUGAAAUUUACCCCGUUCAUAUUUUGCAAUUUACAGUAUCUCCAGUGCAGUUUGUUGUUUCUGUCCAGCUCUCUUUUCUUGUGACUCGUGUUGAGUGUUUCCUGAAGCUGCUAUCCUGCGUAGAUGUCUGGCCUUACGCCCCCCAAGUCCUCACCCUGCCAUCAUUGCUCCAGAUACCUCAGAUUUAAGUUUUAAGGCGUCAUGAACUUAAACGCAUCAGGAGUUCAGUUUGUGCCUUUCAGGGAAUCAACUUUGUGUUUUUAGCCUGGUUACUGCAGUGAGUCUAGAUUUUAGAAUGAAAAAUGUUUGGAAAUGCGCCAGUAAAAGAUGCAUGUAAUAAUUUGCUUAAAUGUGGAAAAUUAUGGCAGAAUUUAAUCACUGUGAGGUGAAAGCAUUUUCGCUAAAAAUAUAUAUAUGCUUGUUUAACAAUAUCAAAAGUCAAAGGACAAAGGUUAUACAUUGUUUUCCUCUCAUUAGCAACCAAGUGUCUUGAAGUUGUAUUUACUUUUUCUUCACCAAACACCCUCAAAAGGCACAAACUGUUGCUCGUGGUGCCAGUAUAUUUCAGUUAAAUGCAGCAUUUCUCUUUUGGUUGUAAAGAAUUUAAGGUAGUUGAAGGUUAACUUUCUUUCACUGCAUGGUUAUGAUCGAUGCAGCCCUUGUCCGUGUUCGAUUUUGCUGCCUGUGAGUGUGAAACAGCUUCCGUUACUGACUCCUUUCCCUAAAAACAAAGCUGCCAAACUGGUCUGAAAAAGCCAAAACUUCUGUGUUUCAGUGGUUUAAGUGUAUCACAUGUUAAACCUCACCUCGUUCAUGGUACAUUGUGUUUUUAACGGAACAUAAGAUAUCUCCUGUUUGUUAAAAUUGUUCAUAAUAUAUGCAGAGGAGUUAUGAAAUAAA
This is a messenger RNA of Synchiropus splendidus (mandarinfish), 5236 nucleotides long. Its product is annotated as potassium voltage-gated channel subfamily A member 1. The record is from RefSeq and is a predicted model, not a curated record. The coding region runs from base 322 to 2016 and encodes 564 amino acids. Gene Ontology annotation, molecular function: protein binding; delayed rectifier potassium channel activity. Gene Ontology annotation, biological process: protein homooligomerization; potassium ion transmembrane transport. The transcript has 2 exons. Gene Ontology annotation, cellular component: voltage-gated potassium channel complex; membrane. NCBI's taxonomy places the organism in Eukaryota, Metazoa, Chordata, Actinopteri, Syngnathiformes, Callionymidae.